Molecule: messenger RNA, 2411 nt
Organism: Mobula hypostoma (lesser devil ray)
Lineage: Eukaryota; Metazoa; Chordata; Chondrichthyes; Myliobatiformes; Myliobatidae
Gene: wdr73
Product: WD repeat domain 73
Exons: 8
Coding region: 395-1507 (370 amino acids)
Biological process (GO): cytoplasmic microtubule organization
Cellular component (GO): spindle pole; cytosol
Molecular function (GO): protein binding
Source: RefSeq, a predicted model, not a curated record
CCUUAGCAACGGCAGCGCCGCCCUCCUGACCGGUCAUCCGGCAACUCCGUCUCUUACUUCCAGCUCAGCUCAGCUUUAUUUCAGCAUACCGGGGCCCGGACAUCAUUACAGCCGCGGUUGCGGGCGGGACGGGAACCCAAAGGCCUACGGUAAACGUUGAAAACAAAGCCCGCCGGUCACGUGACACGGCCUGCGCCCGCCGUUCGCAGGGAAGAUCCCUGUUUCCGCCGUGGUACCGCACUCGCAGUUACGGCGGCGAGAAGGUACGGGACGUCGACCCCGGCUCCCGGGACGGGGGGACGGGGGGACGGGGUUUGACUCCUGAGGGCGGGAGUGGACGGGGAGGACGUGACGUCAGGGUUUGGCGGACGGCGUUGCCGUGGAGACGCGCGUAAUGGCGGAGCCGGAAGAGAGCGAGUGGGAUGCGUGGAUGGUGGAGACGCUGCUGCGGUACAAUGACCUUCACGUAUUUGAACUGCAGGAACCAACGCGGGUUCUGGAGUGGAUUCAGGACAGAAGUAUCUGUGUCGCUGGCUACAGUGCUGUGAGGAACAAUGAAAUUCAGGAGCUCUCACUCCCUCAGAAACUCUCGGCUAAAGACAAGCAGGGACUUUGCCCCGAGAGGGAUUUCCGCGUGGAGCGCGGCGGGUUCUCCCACAGGCCUGUUUACCAGUUGAAGCACGUUGCGGGGAUGAGCCUGCUGGUGAGCAGUGGCCCCCCGGACCCCUCGCUGCAGGUCUGGCGACUGGCAACCGAUGACAGUGAUGCCAUCUCGUUGCUGACCACACUUCCAUGCUCCAGCGUGGUGGGCGGGUGGUCACGGAUUUCUGUCACCUCCUCUCCAACCCCCCGGGUGCUUUGGAGUUCGACGACCAGUGACCUCACCGUCCAGGAAAUUGAGACGCAGUCGGUGCUAUUCUCCGGAACUGGAGCAGAAGACCACGAACCAAUCAGUAUGCUGGAGUUCCUUGACCAUUCUACCUUCAUCAUCUGCUCGAUGAACGGCCACCUGCGAUUGGCUGACAUGCGGCAGAGCCCAAGUCUGAUUGGACACUCAGGCCUGCCUUCUGGCAGCAGCCAUUGGACAAUGGCACUGGCACCCGGUUGCUCGGCAGUGGGGAGACUGUCCUUGGAUGGAGAGGUGGUGCUGACUGAUUGUCGAGACCUGAGCAAGGUUCUGGGGCAAGCAGAGCUGGAUAUACCCAGGCCAGUGAUCUGCAGUGACCACCUAUCCCUGAGCUGGGCACCGCGACUACAUCAGCACUUGGCAGUGUCAGGUUUCGAUGGCACUGUUCAUGUCUACGACGCCGGCUCAUGGUCUGCAGGUCCUCACCGGGCGGAGCCUGUCUUCAUCCACCGGGGCCACAGUGUGGGUGCGGAGUUGGACCACGAGCCGCCAUUGGUCACCACGCAUGUUUGGCACCCCUGGAAGGAGCGAGUUCUGCUCUCGGCUGCUGAUGACAGCUCUCUGCACGUGUGGGACUGGGUGGCUCAGGAUGGGACCUGAUCUCUCAGCCAUCUCCUGCUCCCUCCUGGACCUCACUGCUUUGGGCUGCAGUCAGUGGGAGGGUUGUCGCUGGUGGCCACAGUCCAGGUUUCAUCAGCUGCCAAUUGUCACCGUGUGACCCUACUCCCUCUGGAGGCCAGAGUACCUUAAUUUUUAUGAGGGAUGAGAAAUUCACAGGCUUCCUAUUGCUCAGAAUGUGUAUUGUGUGCGGGUGCACAUUUGUGGGAAGGGCGUGCACAGGAGUCUGUUUGCGUCUGUGUGCUGCGUUUUGUGCAUGUAUGUACAGCUAAGUCAGGAACAAUACAAAAUGCUGGAGAAAGUCAGCAUUUCUGGAGAGAAAUAAACAAUCAAUGUUGUGGGCCUGUUAGAGUGAGUUUUUUUUGGGUAGAUGAUUUGUUUACACUUAAAUGACUUUGGCCGCCAGACUUCUAUUUGACUAUUUGAAGUACUGUGGAUUGAGUCCACAACAAUGCGCUUCCUAAAAAGGUGUGAAUACCAGAUGCUUCUGGCACAGUAGUUUGACUAGAUGCUGUAGUUUUGAAGACAGUAUUAUCUAUACAUUAUAAAUAUUAAUUGUCUUCUGUGUUAGCACAGGAAAUGCCAAAUAAAUGUAUCAUAGACUUAACUCGCUUACUUAAAGGCUGUGGAUAUCAACCCAGACAUGUUGGCGUCAGAAGGAAAGGACGAAGUUAGGUGUGAUAUUUUGUAUGUAGCUUCAAUAGGAAGCAUUGUCUAAAACUUUUUAAGUAGCGAUUGCCUUUGUGUUUAGCAUGUAAAUAUCGAGCCCACAUUGGGCUAGCAGAGCUUUCUAGCGAAAGCGUCUCUGUCUGUAGAUGCCUGCUGUACCUUGUUGUAUCGAAUAAAGAAGCUGCUUUGUAUCUACCAGUGACUCUGUCUCUCCAGU